CCUUUCUACAGCAAUUAGGAUCUAACCUUGCUACAGCAAUGGCUUCAUUUGCCUUCAUUCUAGCCCAUGCCAUGGUUCUCUUAGUGCUGAUCCUUUCAUCCUUCAACAGCUUUGCUAAACAUGGUUACUCAUCCACCCGCCACCGCCAACACUACAGACAUCACCCCACGAAUAAAGCCACAAUAAAUCCCAGAUUGCAACAAGCGUAUGUGGCUCUCCAAGCUUGGAAGAAAGUAAUUUAUUCUGACCCUAAAAACUUCACUUCAAACUGGAUUGGCCCUUCAGUAUGCAAUUACACAGGAGUCUACUGUGCCCCUUAUCCAGACAAUACCAAAAUACAAGUUGUUGCUGGCAUUGACCUCAACUUUGCUGAUAUCGCUGGUUUUCUGCCUGAGGAACUAGGCCUUCUCUCAGACCUUGCAUUGAUUCAUCUCAAUAGCAACCGGUUCUGUGGCAUCCUCCCUCAAUCAUUAGCAAACCUUACUCUACUCUUUGAGCUUGACCUCAGUAACAACAGAUUUGUAGGCCCUUUCCCUUCUGUUGUACUUUCUCUUCCGACGCUGAAGUUUCUUGAUAUUCGCUUUAAUGAGUUUGAAGGGCCGUUACCUGCUCAACUCUUUGCCAAAAAACUGGAUGCAGUUUUUCUCAACAACAAUCUCUUUACUUCUGUCAUACCACCAAAUUUAGGCUUGAGUUCAGCAUCUGUUGUGGUGUUUGCGAAUAACAAAUUUGGAGGCUGCCUUCCUCCAAGCAUAGCCAACUUUGCAAACACUUUAGAGGAAUUGCUCCUGAUCAAUACUAGCUUAACAGGGUGCCUGCCACCUGAGGUUGGAUAUCUAUACAAACUUAGGGUCCUAGACGUGAGCUCCAACAGAGUAGUUGGUCCAAUACCUUACAGCCUUGCAGGAUUAGCUCACUUGGAGCUCCUCAAUUUAGCUCACAACAUGUUUACUGGAGACGUGCCCGCUGGAGUUUGUGUAUUGCCUAAUUUGUCCAAUUUCACAUAUUCUUAUAACUUCUUCUGUGAGGAGGAAGGCAUUUGCAUGAACUUGACAUCCAGAGGCAUUGCGUUUGAUGACCGUCGAAACUGUUUGCUGGAAAAGCCUCUUCAGAGGACCAAGAAGGAAUGCACUGCAGUGUAUGAGCAUCCUGUGGAAUGCUUUGACUAUCACUGUGGUGGUUCUGGUACUCCUCCUGCCCCAACACCACUGCCUUCGCCUCCCAGUGGCUAACUUCAGCAGCAACUAUAGUCAUCUCAACCAGUGAGCAAAAUAACAAAAUCCAUGUUGGUUUUGCUGGGGCCCUGUUAAUGAUUUGAUUGAAGUUUGUCUUGUAAAUUUGCUCUCGUCUUGAAACUUUUGAUUUGU
Molecule: messenger RNA, 1367 nt
Organism: Coffea arabica (coffee)
Lineage: Eukaryota; Viridiplantae; Streptophyta; Magnoliopsida; Gentianales; Rubiaceae
Product: leucine-rich repeat extensin-like protein 4
Molecular function (GO): protein binding
Source: RefSeq, a predicted model, not a curated record